GGGCAGUCAAUGAUUAGGAAUCUUCAAAGGACCCACACUGAUAGAAGUGAACUCCACGUUCAGCAUCUAGGAGUGAGGGGUUGAAGCCUACCAUUAUGAGUGUUUGUGAUGUGUGCACAUGUCAUCAUACACACACCCUCCUGCAUAGACCCCUCUUCUGCCAGGACAGGGUCCCAACUUCAUUAGUAUCUGUCACUGCAGGAGGUGGUAGCUUGGAAAUGAACCUGCUAGAGGACCUUGAGUCCCUGCAGUUUGAAUAUGGGAUUCCAGAGGAAGAUCGUACCUGGCUGUAUUUGCAGGGACGUUCUCGGGGACUGAUGAUCGAGGCCUGUGCUCAUGCAGCUUUCUUCUGCAAACUAUUUCGUAAUUUGAGAGAAUCAUUACAUGAGGCUCAAAGUUCCAGAGAUUUGUCAGUGGAACCACUUAAUUCAGACACUUCUGACGACAAGGAGGUAAAGGUGGGCAUCAUUGGAGGUGGCCAUCUUGGGAAGCAGCUGGCUCGUGUACUUCUGCAGCUUGUCCCUGUCUCUGCUGAGAGCCUGCAGAUCUCCACUAGGAGGCCAGAGGCCCUGGAUGAACUUCAGAAACUGGGGAUCCGGUGUUUUUACCAGAACGCUCGUCUAGUGAGUUGGGCCAACGUGAUAUUCCUCUGCUGCCUGCCAGCUCAGCUGCCUAAUAUUUGCUUAGAAAUUCAAUCCAGCCUGGAGAAGACCUGCUUUGUGUACAGCUUCGUAGCUGCCAUCCCACUCCCAAGACUUUUUCUUUGCUGUACAAAUGUUUUAAAGCCUCAGUACUGGUGUGUUGAGGACUUUGUCAACGUCUGGGGUGCCAAUAUGGAAAUCACAGCUGCCCUCCAAGAUCCUGUGAUUAUUCGGGCUACCUGCCCCUACAGUCCUGCUGGGGGAAUAACCCUCAAUACCAAGUGGUUGGAGGGAGUGAUCUAUGCAACCUUAAACUUCUGCACAGCAAGCGAAAUGGCCUACACACAAGCGCUGCAGCUGGUGAAUGAACUGCUUCUCUCCACACACUUUGGAGACUGUGGGGAAGACAGAGCACUGUGCCCCAAAUUCGAGUUAACUGAUUUUGUCAGCAAAACCUAUGUCAAGAACCUGACUCUGAAAAGGCCUUUUCCCUGGUUUGAUCUGACUGCUGUGCAACUCAAGAAAACUCCCUUUAGCCAGCAUUUCUCAACCAAUACGGUUCUCCGAGACCACCUUACCCAUCUAUACUGUGGUUUAUUUGGCAGCUCUCUAACCAAAGAACAGCCAGUGGUUUCCAUGGGCUCUUCAUCCCAGUGAGAAACCUCGGGAUUGUUUUCCCCCCUCACAGAUUGCUCUAUGAUGGUUAUGCCUUGAUUAUCACAACUAACAGUGGGAGUCAUAUGACUAUACUUAUUUGCCCUGUUAGACACUAGGAAUGAGAACAUUGUACUCACGGGUCUUUAAAAUUAAGAAUAAAACAAAAGGUCCUAUACAUCAAUAUACUUGGAUGUGUCCAGCUUUCACAAGGAACCGAAUGAAAUUACAUAACCCAGCACACUUAAAUAAUAAACUGCUUCCCCAGAAAAGCCUUGUUAAUACAAAUGAAUUUUUCUUCUAAAAGUUAAAUUCAAGAAGCUAUAAUGUCAUUAUUAGACAGUUACAUACUGCAGCUUCCUUUCCUACAGAAAUUUAUAGCCAGGAAAGAACACAACUUGAUUUCCCUUUCACUUUGG
This is a messenger RNA of Tupaia belangeri chinensis (Chinese tree shrew), 1714 nucleotides long. RefSeq names its product NADP dependent oxidoreductase domain containing 1 (gene NOXRED1). Lineage: Eukaryota; Metazoa; Chordata; Mammalia; Scandentia; Tupaiidae. The coding region runs from base 96 to 1298 and encodes 400 amino acids. Gene Ontology annotation, molecular function: pyrroline-5-carboxylate reductase activity. The record is from RefSeq and is a predicted model, not a curated record. The transcript has 7 exons. Gene Ontology annotation, biological process: L-proline biosynthetic process.